This is a messenger RNA of Galeopterus variegatus (Sunda flying lemur), 3855 nucleotides long. Its product is annotated as receptor-type tyrosine-protein phosphatase delta. Lineage: Eukaryota; Metazoa; Chordata; Mammalia; Dermoptera; Cynocephalidae. Gene Ontology annotation, molecular function: protein binding. The transcript is spliced from 23 exons. Gene Ontology annotation, biological process: cell-cell adhesion. The record is from RefSeq and is a predicted model, not a curated record. The annotation marks the transcript as partial.
AAAGUGUUCUAGCUGAAAUUUCAGACCGGACAGACGUGCUGCGGCUUCGGAGGCAGUGAUCGCAAGCUGCCAGCGCACGCUGCUGCCAAGCUGCAGGAUGGUGCACGUCGCCAGGCCGCUGCUGCUGCUGCUCGCUUUCUUCCUCCGUGCGGAUGCUGAGACACCUCCAAGGUUUACACGAACUCCUGUUGAUCAGACAGGGGUCUCUGGUGGAGUUGCCUCUUUCAUUUGCCAAGCUACAGGAGACCCGAGACCUAAAAUUGUCUGGAAUAAAAAAGGAAAGAAAGUCAGCAAUCAGAGAUUUGAGGUAAUAGAGUUUGACGAUGGAUCUGGAUCAGUACUCAGAAUACAACCCUUGCGGACUCCACGGGAUGAGGCCAUUUAUGAAUGUGUGGCCUCGAAUAAUGUGGGAGAAAUAAGUGUAUCCACCAGACUCACAGUUUUACGUGAGGAUCAAAUUCCCAGGGGCUUCCCUACCAUUGACAUGGGCCCACAGUUGAAGGUGGUUGAGCGUACACGCACUGCCACCAUGCUCUGUGCGGCCAGUGGAAAUCCGGAUCCAGAAAUCACCUGGUUUAAAGAUUUCUUACCUGUCGACACAAGCAACAACAAUGGUCGUAUUAAGCAGUUACGAUCAGAAUCCAUUGGUGGUACACCAAUAAGAGGAGCCCUUCAGAUCGAACAGAGUGAAGAAUCUGACCAAGGAAAAUAUGAGUGUGUUGCCACCAACAGCGCGGGCACUCGCUAUUCUGCCCCCGCCAAUUUAUAUGUCAGAGAGCUGCGAGAAGUUCGCCGUGUUCCACCAAGAUUCUCUAUUCCACCCACUAAUCAUGAAAUCAUGCCAGGUGGAAGCGUUAAUAUCACCUGUGUGGCUGUGGGGUCACCAAUGCCUUAUGUGAAGUGGAUGUUGGGGGCAGAAGAUCUGACACCUGAAGAUGAUAUGCCAAUAGGAAGAAAUGUCCUAGAACUGAAUGAUGUAAGACAGUCAGCAAAUUACACCUGUGUUGCUAUGUCGACACUGGGUGUCAUUGAAGCAAUAGCACAGAUCACUGUCAAAGCCUUACCCAAACCUCCAGGAACUCCUGUAGUGACUGAGAGCACAGCUACAAGCAUCACACUGACUUGGGACUCUGGGAACCCUGAGCCUGUCUCUUACUACAUCAUUCAGCAUAAACCUAAAAAUUCUGAGGAACCUUAUAAAGAAAUUGAUGGGGUGGCGACCACACGAUACAGUGUCGCUGGACUAAGUCCCUACUCAGAUUAUGAAUUCAGGGUUGUUGCUGUCAAUAACAUUGGGCGGGGGCCUCCCAGUGAGCCUGUGCUAACGCAGACCUCAGAGCAAGCGCCAUCCAGUGCCCCGAGGGAUGUCCAGGCACGGAUGUUGAGUUCGACCACCAUUUUGGUACAGUGGAAGGAACCUGAGGAGCCAAAUGGACAGAUCCAAGGAUACAGAGUUUAUUAUACAAUGGAUCCCACUCAGCAUGUCAACAACUGGAUGAAACACAAUGUAGCUGAUAGCCAAAUCACUACUAUUGGCAACUUAGUGCCCCAGAAAACAUAUUCUGUCAAAGUCUUGGCUUUUACCUCAAUUGGAGAUGGUCCUCUUUCAAGUGACAUACAAGUCAUCACUCAGACAGGAGUACCAGGGCAGCCACUAAAUUUCAAAGCAGAACCUGAGUCUGAAACAAGUAUUUUGCUCUCUUGGACACCUCCACGUUCAGACACCAUAGCCAGCUAUGAAUUGGUCUACAAAGAUGGAGAGCAUGGAGAGGAGCAACGGAUUACCAUUGAGCCAGGGACAUCUUAUAGGCUGCAAGGGCUGAAACCAAACAGCUUGUACUAUUUCCGUCUGGCUGCACGUUCUCCUCAAGGCCUGGGUGCUUCUACAGCUGAAAUAUCAGCUAGAACCAUGCAGUCAAAGCCGUCAGCUCCUCCUCAAGACAUUAGUUGCACCAGCCCAAGUUCCACUAGUAUCUUGGUAAGUUGGCAACCUCCACCAGUGGAAAAGCAGAAUGGCAUUAUCACUGAGUACUCCAUCAAGUACACUGCAGUGGAUGGCGAAGAUGACAAGCCGCAUGAGAUUUUGGGAAUUCCUUCGGACACUACCAAGUACCUUUUGGAACAGCUGGAAAAAUGGACUGAAUACCGGAUCACUGUGACAGCCCACACCGAUGUCGGCCCUGGUCCCGAGAGCUUGUCCGUGUUGAUUCGAACCGAUGAAGAUGGUAUGUUGCCUCUGCUACGUCAGUUUGCACCCUUAAUAGACAUUUUUAUUCAGGGAAAGUGGGAAUUUGAUGAUACUACUGAACAUGACAUGAUCAUAUCUGGGCUACAGCCUGAAACGUCCUACUCCCUCACAGUCACAGCCUACACCACCAAAGGAGAUGGUGCUCGCAGCAAGCCCAAAUUGGUGUCCACCACUGGGGCAGUUCCAGGAAAACCACGGCUUGUGAUUAACCACACUCAGAUGAACACCGCUCUCGUUCAGUGGCACCCACCUGUGGACACAUUUGGACCCCUUCAGGGCUACCGUCUAAAAUACGGCCGCAAGGAUCUGGAGCCUCUCACUACUCUUGAGUUCUCUGAGAAAGAAGAUCACUUUACAGCUACAGACAUCCACAAAGGAGCAUCGUAUGUCUUCAGGCUCUCCGCCAGAAACAAAGUGGGCUUUGGGGAGGAGAUAGUGAAGGAGAUUUCUGUUCCUGAAGAAGUGCCAACUGGAUUCCCUCAAAACCUCCACUCAGAAGGCAUCACUUCAACCUCCGUGCAGUUAUCUUGGCAGCCACCUGUCCUGGCAGAGAGAAAUGGCAUGAUCACCAAGUAUACCCUUCUGUAUAGGGAUAUCAACAUCCCCCUUCUGCCAAUGGAGCAGCUUAUUGUUCCCGCUGACACCAUUAUGACACUCACUGGCUUAAAACCAGAUACCACAUAUGAUGUAAAAGUACGUGCUCACACGAGCAAAGGGCCCGGGCCAUAUAGUCCCAGUGUCCAGUUCAGGACACUGCCUGUGGAUCAAGCAGUGUUUGCAAAAAAUUUUCAUGUCAAAGCAGUAAUGAAGACUUCAGUCUUGCUGUCUUGGGAGAUUCCAGAGAAUUAUAAUUCCGCCAUGCCUUUCAAAAUUCUUUAUGAUGAUGGGAAAAUGGUAGAAGAAGUGGAUGGCCGAGCCACACAGAAGUUAAUUGUCAACUUGAAACCUGAGAAGUCAUACUCAUUUGUACUGACAAAUCGUGGAAACAGUGCUGGUGGGCUGCAGCACAGAGUGACAGCGAAGACCGCACCAGAUGUACUACGUACCAAGCCUGCCUUCAUUGGGAAGACCAAUUUGGAUGGCAUGAUUACUGUGCAACUGCCCGAAGUACCUGCAAAUGAGAAUAUAAAAGGUUACUACAUCAUAAUUGUGCCUUUGAAGAAAUCUCGUGGGAAAUUUAUCAAGCCAUGGGAGAGUCCUGAUGAAAUGGAAUUAGAUGAGCUGCUUAAGGAGAUAUCUAGGAAACGCAGAAGCAUCCGUUAUGGGAGAGAAGUUGAAUUAAAGCCAUAUAUUGCUGCUCAUUUUGAUGUUCUUCCCACUGAAUUCACCCUGGGGGAUGACAAGCAUUAUGGUGGAUUUACAAACAAGCAGCUUCAAAGUGGUCAAGAAUAUGUCUUCUUUGUGUUAGCUGUGAUGGAACAUGCAGAGUCUAAGAUGUAUGCAACCAGCCCCUACUCUGACCCUGUUGUGUCCAUGGAUCUGGACCCGCAGCCGAUCACAGAUGAAGAAGAAGGCUUGAUCUGGGUUGUAGGUCCUGUCCUUGCCGUGGUCUUCAUCAUAUGCAUUGUCAUUGCUAUUCUUCUCUAUAAAAGCAGUAAACCUGACAG